Molecule: messenger RNA, 1451 nt
Organism: Adelges cooleyi (spruce gall adelgid)
Lineage: Eukaryota; Metazoa; Arthropoda; Insecta; Hemiptera; Adelgidae
Gene: morgue
Exons: 7
Coding region: 200-1363 (387 amino acids)
Molecular function (GO): protein binding
Source: RefSeq, a predicted model, not a curated record
AAGUUUAAUAAAGCCGUGAAUAUGAUAAAAUCGUAAACGUAUUUCUUGAGUGGCGAAUUGUUGAGUUAUUCAUUUUACACAAAAAUCUAAAAUCACUUAAAUUCUAAAAAAAUAUGACUAUGUAAUUGAGAACGAGCAUCAAUUGUGUCAUUGGUUUUAAUAUGUAAACGGGCUUAAACAGCUGACGUUAAACUUAAAAAUGGCAGGACGUGGGUUCGACAGGCAAGACAAUAGUUUUGAAAAAGAAGUGUUUAUUACAAAUUUUCAGAAACCGUCAAGUUGUCACGUUUGUAAUGGCUAUUAUGGGCCUUGUUUCGAAGAACAAAUUUGCCAAACGUGUCAUUUAUUUCUUUUUUCUGAAGAUUUGUCUCAAGCCGUUCACGAAGACGUUCAUAACACAAUGGGCGUAGAAGAUGGUGAUAGCGGAAAUGAUGAACCAGCAGAUUCAUUCUAUAAUGGAUUUCAACGUCCAGUUCAAGAUGUCCCACUUGAUGCACCUGGUGACCAGGCAGCAGCUCCGUCUCAAGAUCUAGCACGGCGACUUCAAUUGUUGUCUGAAAUGACAGCGCCACGCCUUCAACCUUUUGACGGGGAUAGUGAUUACUUCCAAGAGCUUCCUCCUGAAGUAUUAUUGACUGUGUUUUCAUACUUGGACGACUUCAGUCUUUGGUGUGUAAGCAAAGUAUGCACACGUUGGGAUCAGCUUUUACGUUCUCAUAUUCCACAAACGACUUGGUAUAGAUUAGUAGAUAAAUGUUGGCCACUGUACAAGCCCCUUAAAACGGUUGACGACUGGCACUUAGUGUGCUCAUCAUUAAUUAAUAGUUCGUCGUGUAUAUCAUGUGUACGUCGCAUGUUCAAUCGCCCUUAUGCUGAAUGUCAAGAAAACUCUUGGAGAAGAAGACGAUUGCGCCACGAAGUCAAAAGUCUAAAAGGUGACCCGCCUGAGGGUAUCAGAGCAGUACCAUUGGAUAGUCAUUGGUGCCACUGGCAAGCCACAAUUUUGGGACCUGUUGGUAGCCCUUUUGAAGGUGGUAUCUUCUAUCUUUACAUACAAAUUCCUUAUGGUUAUCCAAUGAGCCCUCCAGUAGUAAGGUUUCUCACAAAAGUUUUUCAUCCAAAUAUAUCUCGCCAUGGCGAUAUUGGUCUUGAUUCGAUUCAUCACAAUUGGAGUCUAGCAUUAACUUUGGCUAAAGUUUUGAUAUCCAUUCAGUCGUUAUUGACCGAUCCGUUUUGUGAUGUCUGCAUGGAACCAGAUAUUGCACGUCUUUACAAUAAUGAUAGACAAACAUAUGAUUCAGUUGCAAGGCACUGGACUCACCAAUUUGCUAUGAAUGAUAUUCUUUCUUGGCCAAAUAAUUGAAGAAUUGUAUACAUUUAAUUUAUUAACUCUAUUUAAUUAUAUUUUAUUUAAAAAUUUAAAAAAAUAAAUUAUUUGCUUUUAGAAUCAA